Molecule: messenger RNA, 1362 nt
Organism: Indicator indicator
Lineage: Eukaryota; Metazoa; Chordata; Aves; Piciformes; Indicatoridae
Gene: MATN3
Product: matrilin 3
Exons: 8
Coding region: 1-1362 (453 amino acids)
Molecular function (GO): calcium ion binding
Source: RefSeq, a predicted model, not a curated record
AUGGGGCGGGCGCUCGGUACUCUCGGCUAUUCCCUGCUGCUGCUGCUGCUGCUGCCCGCGGUGCCAGGCUCCCCGCACCGCCUGCGCCGGCAGCCGCGGCCGGACAAGCGACUCUCCGGGAGCCAGGCGGCGGCAGACGUUGCCUGCAAGAACCGCCCCCUAGACCUCGUCUUCAUCAUAGACAGUUCCCGUAGUGUCAGACCUGAAGAGUUUGAGAAAGUGAAAAUCUUUUUGUCAGAAAUGAUUGAUACUCUGGAUGUUGGUGAAAGAACAACCCAUGUGGCAGUCAUGAAUUAUGCUAGUACUGUCAAAAUAGAGUUCCCCCUCCAGACAUACUUUGAUAAAGCAUCUAUGAAGGAGGCAAUAUCUCACAUUGAGCCCUUGUCUGCUGGUACAAUGACUGGCCUUGCCAUCCAAACUGCCAUGGAUGAAGUCUUCACUAAGGAAAUGGGCACACGGCCGGCAAGCUUCAAUAUUCCCAAGGUAGUCAUUGUUGUGACAGAUGGGCGACCACAAGACCAGGUUCAAGAUGUGGCAGCAAGUGCCCGGACAGCUGGCAUUGAGAUCUACGCCGUUGGGGUAGACCGGGCAGACAUGCAGUCCCUGAGAAUCAUGGCCAGCGAACCACUGGAUGAACACGUCUUUUAUGUGGAGACCUAUGGUGUGAUCGAAAAGUUGACAUCCAAAUUCAGAGGGACUUUCUGUGCUGCAAACGUGUGUGCACUUGGGACCCGUGACUGUGAGCAGGUCUGUGUGAGGAAUGGCAAAUCCUACCUUUGUGAUUGCUAUGAAGGCUACACUUUGAACCCAGAUAAGAGAACCUGCUCGGCUGUGGACAUGUGUGAACCUGGAAGACAUGACUGUGACCACAUCUGUGUGAGUAACAAUGGAUCCUACGUCUGUGAAUGCUACGAAGGCUACACCCUGAAUCCAGAUAAGAAGACUUGCUCGGCUACGGACAUGUGUGCACCUGGGAGGCACGAUUGUGGACAAGUCUGUCUAAGUAAUGAUGGAUCUUACAGCUGUGACUGCUACAAAGGAUACACUCUGAAUCCAGAUAAUAAGACUUGCUCAGCUGUUGACAUGUGUGCUCCUGGAAGGCACGACUGUGAGCAGGUCUGCUUGAGGGAUGAUCUUUCCUAUACUUGUGACUGCUACCAGGGCUACACCCUGAAUCCAGACAAGAAGACUUGCUCAAGAGCCAUAACGAGCAGUCUCAUAACAACUGAAGAGUCCUGUAAAUGUGAAGCCAUAGCUGCCCUGCAGGACUCAGUCACCUCACACCUUGAAGCUUUGUCCACAAAAUUAGAUGAAGUGUCUGAGAAGCUGCAGGCGUAUCAAAGCAGACAGCAGGUUGUUUAA